AUGAGCUGCGGGUACAUCCUGUGCACCGUCCUGCUGUCAGUGGCCGUCCUCCUGGCGGUGACAGUCACGGGGGCCAUCCUCUUCAUGAACCACUACCACACGCCCGUCACCGAGUCGCCCCCCGUCAUCAGCACCAACCCCGAGGAGGCCAACGCGCUGGUGACCAUCGAGAAAGCCGACAGCUCCCGCAUCAACAUCUUCAUCGACCCCAACUGCCCCAGCGCCGCCGGCACCCUGGGCCGCAUGGAGGGGCUGCAGAUCUCCCUGCUGCGCGCCGUCACCGACCACGACGCCGAGGCCAAGGCUACCAAGAGCCAGCAGAAGGCCCUGCUGGUCACGGUGGCGGACGAGGUGGCCAAGCUGCUGACACACGCCGUGCAGCUGCGCGCCGACUGCGACGGCCUCAAGAAGGGGCACAGCGCCAUGGGGCAGGAGCUCAGCGCCCUGCAGGGAGAGCAGGGCAGGCUCAUCCAGCUGCUCUCGGAGAGCCAGACCAACAUGGCUCGGCUGGUGAGCUCCGUCAGCGACGUCCUGGACACGCUGCAGAAGGAGCGGGGCGGUGCCCGGCCCCGCCUCAAGGCUGACCUGCAGCGAGCACCGGCCAGGGGGGCGCGGCCCCGGGGAUGCUCCAACGGCUCCCGGCCCCGAGACUGCUUUGACAUCUAUGCGAGUGGACAGCAAGAGGACGGGAUUUACUCCAUCUUCCCCACGCACUAUCCCUCCGGCUUCCAGGUCUACUGUGACAUGACGACGGACGGGGGCGGCUGGACGGUGUUCCAGCGGCGGGAAGAUGGCUCUGUGAACUUCUUCCGUGGCUGGGAAGCCUACCGGGAUGGCUUUGGGAAGCUGACAGGAGAGCACUGGUUAGGGCUGAAGCGGAUCCACAUGCUGACGGUCCAGGGCACCUACGAGCUCCGCAUCGACCUGGAGGACUUUGACAACGGCACUGCCUUCGCCCACUAUGGCAGCUUCGGGGUGGGGCUCUUCUCUGUGGACCCCGAGGAGGACGGGUACCCCAUCACCGUCACCGACUACUCGGGGACGGCAGGUGACUCCCUCCUGAAGCACAAUGGGAUGAAGUUCACCACCAAGGACCUGGACAACGACCACUCGGAGAACAACUGCGCCGCUUUCUACCACGGUGCCUGGUGGUACCGCAACUGCCACACCUCCAACCUCAACGGGCAGUACCUCAAGGGCCACCACAGCUCCUACGCCGAUGGCAUCGAGUGGUCCUCCUGGACCGGCUGGCAGUACUCCCUCAAAUUCACCGAGAUGAAGAUCCGGCCCAUCCGGGAAGAGAAUUAGCUGGAUGGCAGGAGCCCCCCACACUGUGCCCAGCCCCCUGCCCUUCCCCACCACCCUGCAGCCCCGUCCCCCCCCAGCUGCCAUCCUCCCCAUCCUCCCCGAGGGCUGGCCCAUCUUUGAGGGGCCUCUGGGGAGCACCUGCCCCCAGUGAGGGUGACUUUAUCUCCUGGGCAUCCACAGACAUUGCUGGACCUUUGCUUCCCACUGCCAUGGCUCC
This is a messenger RNA of Manacus vitellinus (golden-collared manakin), 1525 nucleotides long. It is a transcript of the gene FIBCD1, whose product is annotated as fibrinogen C domain containing 1. The transcript is spliced from 6 exons. The record is from RefSeq and is a predicted model, not a curated record. The coding region runs from base 1 to 1308 and encodes 435 amino acids. Lineage: Eukaryota; Metazoa; Chordata; Aves; Passeriformes; Pipridae.